Neolamprologus brichardi is the source of this 3750-nucleotide messenger RNA. RefSeq names its product PPFIA binding protein 2a (gene ppfibp2a). NCBI's taxonomy places the organism in Eukaryota, Metazoa, Chordata, Actinopteri, Cichliformes, Cichlidae. Gene Ontology annotation, molecular function: protein binding. Gene Ontology annotation, cellular component: presynaptic active zone. The record is from RefSeq and is a predicted model, not a curated record. Gene Ontology annotation, biological process: neuromuscular junction development.
AGUAGCAGAGAGAAGUCUAGAGAAAGGAAGUCAGGGCAGAAAAAGAUGAAUGAUCAUACAUGAGAUGCAGAAGAAAUGCUGAGUUGUGGUAAACACUGUAGCAGUUUGAGUACAUGUGUUAGAGAAACAGGAGAAAGAAAGAGGGGCAGUUAAAAAGAAGUACAAAAAGGGAAAAGAAGAAAGAAAGGGAGUACAGCCAACUGGCAUAGUUUGACUUAUUCAGCUCAGCUCUAAAAGUCUCAGGCAGCCCAGACUCCAAACCACACGGACCUAGAUCCUCUCUGCACACUCUGCAACUGCAAUGUGGAGGCUCUAUAAAAGUAGGAGAUAGAGAGUGCAGCACAGUAAAGAGCCAUUCUUUUAAAACGCUAUGGAUUUUAUGUUCUGGUUUCUACCAGGGGCUGAAUUCUUUCAGUUUUUAACAUUAAAAGUCAGACCUGCAGUGUAAUGGGCCUGCAGAAUGGAGUAUGAUAUUGAUUUCUACAAACAUUUUGCCUGGCUCAGAAAGGUAAACCUCCAUUCAAACGCUAACAGUGAGUCUUACCAGGAGCGUUUGUCCCGUCUGGAAGGAGACAAAGAAUCACUAAUUCUACAGGUGAGUGUGCUGACAGACCAGGUGGAAGCGCAGGGGGUGAAGAUCAACGAUUUAGAGAGUUCUUUGAUGGAGCAUCGGCACAAACUCAACUCCACAGAGGAAAUGUUACAGCAGGAACUCCUGCAUAGGGCGUCACUGGAGAACCAGAAGCUGAGUCUUAUGGGGGAGGUGUCCUACCUGAAACUAAAGCUGGCAGACAUGGAAGAAAAACAGGGCCAUGGGGGUGAAAGGCAUCACAAAGCAGAGACUGUAGUGAAUUUCAUUAGUGAGCUGCAGGAGCAAAUAUAUCAGUUUCAGAAGGAAAUCAAUAGCAAGAUCCAGGAGAAAAAGGCCCUGGAGAUCCCAAAUGACAGCAGACUUCCUGUGGAGUGCCCCGCUGAGUCUUCUGAAAGCCAGGAUUCAAACCUGUGGGUGCCUUGUGACAAAACCUCGGGGAUAAUGAACAAACUGGAGGACACUCCAAACGGGGCCGAUGGAAACACAACUACCCUGGAAGGGGGCAGUUCAGAUGCAGAGCAAAAGUACUACUGCGGAGGAGAAAGUGGCUUGCUUAAGGAACUCAGGAUUCUCAAGGACAAAGUCGAACACCUGGAGGAUCAGAAGUUACAGUACGAGAAGAAACUCAAAGCAACAAAGGCAGAGAUCAGCAGCCUUCAGCAGCUCCUGCACAGUAAGAACGCUGAGAUUGAGAGCUUGCACUCUCAGCUGCUGGCCAGACCCUCUUUAACCACAGAGAGCACAGAGAGAGAGGAGUUGUACAGGAAGAGACUAAACACCAAAUAUCAAGAACUGCAGAGGCUCAGGAGUGGCAUGAAAUCACUGGCAGCUGCCAAUGAUGAAAAGGACCGGCGUAUUGAAGAGCUCACUCUGCUCCUGAACCAGUGCAGACAGUUCAGAGAGGUCUCUAGUAACGCAAGGCAAGCACCAUCUGCUGUCCGCACAUUGUCGAAUGGCAGGAGCCUGUCAAGCAGCAGUGAAGAAGAAGAGCAGGGUCUGAUGAAGAAUGGUGACACCUCGAGUGCAAAAUCGGAGGAUGUGAAGUCUGAAGCUUCGACAAACAGUUCUGCAUCCCAGCAGACAUCAAUUUCAUCAGUCCAGAAAGACAGCGAUUCCAGAUCAGAAGUACAGACUUUAUCAAGCAGCAUGAAUGACAUAACAAAUGGAACUGCGCAAAAGACUGGCCCGAGUGAAAUGAGAAGUCACACGCUGCCUGUGAAUUCCUCUCUGUCAGAACAAAAUGGGAUCGGAGACAGCAGCAGUGAAAUACAGAGUCAAAGGUCUCCAGCUGGGAGUGAAGACGGAGACUCAAGCCAAAGAAAGCCGGAGAAAGGUGAUGACAGCACCUCAAGUGACACUUCCCCUGUUCAUUCUGGCCAGCGAGCUGUGGGCUCACCAGAAUACAUGAAGAAUAACAGGAGCUUCAAGAGACUCUGGGGAAAACUUAGAAGAACACAGUCUGGAGGCCUUCCCGCUACAGAUCCAGAUUCUGGGCAAUUUAGAAGAGGGGGACUGCGUGCGACUGCUGGUCCCAGACUGACCCGAACCCCUGAAUCAUUUGACUCAGCACGUGAUAUGAAUAUUCCAUUCAGCCAGUGGACCAAGGAGCAGGUGUGUGGCUGGCUAGAGGACUAUGGAUUGGGCCAGUACAUUAGUCUCUCCAGACAGUGGGUUGAAAAUGGACAAACACUUCUGUCUGCCACACCUCAGGAUUUUGAGAAGGAGAUGGGUAUGAAGAAUCCACUGCACAGGAAGAAGUUGCAGCUCGCUCUGCGGGCAUUCACCACUAAAGUUAUAGAGAAGUCCUCAGAGCUGGACCACAUCUGGGUCACCCGCUGGCUGGAUGAUAUUGGAUUGCCACAGUAUAAAGACCAGUUCCAUGAAGCUCGAAUAGAUGGUCGGAUGAUACAAUAUCUCACAGUGAAUGAUCUCUUGACUCUAAAGGUUACCAGCCAACUCCACCAUCUUAGUAUUAAGUGCGCAAUUCAUGUGCUUCAUGCCAAUAAAUUCAACCCAAACUGUCUUCGACGUAGGCCAGUGGAGGAGAAACAUCCUCCUCCUUCAGAAGUAGUGCAGUGGUCUAACCAUUGUGUGAUGGAGUGGCUGAGAGCAGUUGACCUAGCUGAGUAUGCUCCUAAUCUACGGGGCAGCGGUGUUCACGGUGGACUGAUUAUUCUGGAGCCUCGCUUCAGCUCAGAGACUUUGGCCCUGCUUUUAAAUAUUCCUCCGCAAAAGACUUUGCUCCGUCGUCAUCUCGCAACUGCAUUUUCUGCUCUGGUUGGGCUUCAGGCCAUGCAGGAGAAACGGGAAUAUGGCAAUGCUACGGGCCAUGUGCCCCUCACUACAACCGCAAAAGUAAAGCCGAAGAAGCUGGGCUUCACUCAAUUCAGUCACCUCAGAAAGAGGAAGCCUGAUGAAUCUGCGGACUAUAUCUGCCCGAUAGACAGUGGAGCACUAACAGUAAAUGGAGUUUCUCGCCUGCCAUCUUCAGCACAAAGAGGCCUCAGCCCCAGGUUGGACAGACAGGCUGAGAGGGAGGAACAAGUGGGGAUCAAAGCUCAAACUAAUGGCCCCAAACAAUAAUUAAAAUAGAGCAUGGAACGCCAUGCUGUCCACCCCACAUAUAUCUAAGUGAGUUCAUAAAUCCAGCGGAAAUUCUAAUGCAGACAUUUACCCAUGAUGCAUCUGCAUUGUGAUUUGCUGAAAGGGCUGUGAUGCAGUAUUUACCAAUUGUUAAUUGUUGUUAAUGUUUAUCUAAUUAGAUAAUAUUCAUCUUAAGAAGGUGAUGAUUAAUGACAGUGUUUGAAUUGUUUUAAUAAAGCUACUCUGCAUUCCUUAUACAGUGGAAUUCCAAGGCUUACAAUUUUGCUUUUAAGCAUUUUAUCAACUAUUUUGUAUGUAGACUUCUUUAGCCUUAGUAAGAAUAAUGAUGAUCUUUUCUUGUUGCACAUGUGGAUUUUUGUACAGUGUAAUAACGGAUCAGCUACCUUCAAAAUGUUUAAAGUUACCUUUAAGGCUUCUGUAUAAAUCUGAUUAAACAUUUUUUUGCAGCUUCAAAUAAGGCUUGUUGGUUUAUGGGAACCUAGAACCCCAAUUUUGUCCUCAUUUGCAGUAAUUAAAACUUGUAUUAUAUUAAAAAAAAUAAAAAAUAAAAUCCA